CUCCCUACGAUCGCUGCUCACCAAGUGCCACUGCCGGAAUCACGGCCGGCAUCCGUCAUGGGCAGUGUCCUCUCCCUAUUUGGCGCAAAGAGUAUACUGAGCCGCGCGCGAGGUGACAAGACCACGUCGGACGUGGGAAUUGAUGCUACUCAGCAUCAAGCAAGCAUAACUGAAUGGGAACGUCCAACUCCCAUACAAGAAGAGCACCAGCCCAGCGCAGUGACGGGACACCGCCGCGUGGGUUCAGGCCCUGGACCCUCAAUGCUCAGAUAUGCGGAUGAUGAUAAUGAAUCGGUGGUCAGAGUCUCUGUUGGGCACUGGUACUGCUAGAGGCGCAGCUUUUGUAGGCGGACUUUCUGCCGAGGUGAUUGUACCCGAAGCUUUUGUGGGUGGGUUUGCAGUGGAAAGCACCGGGAAUGACUUUGCCAUCCAGUCAAGCAUUGGGUCUCAAAAUCUUCCCGUGAACCCUUCUCAGACACCCACCCCUCCUGAUGCUCCAAAUACGAGGUCUAUGAUUACCGAUCCCGAACUUCUUGACUGUGUUCAACAGUUGAACAUUGAUAGUAUCACAGGCACCAACAUCGACACCGACAACCCCCUCCUGAACUCUAUCCCCAAUGUAGAUGACCCUGGCAACAACCAAGAUCCCGCUCUUACCGUCACUCAAAAACAAGAAAAACCAGGAAAGUCAGAAAGGAAGAGGAGAGGACCCAAGAGUGUUUUACAGACAGCCUUUCAGAGCGCUACGCCCGGUGCACCUGAGACCACAUCCAAAGACCAACAGCAAACCUCUGUCCGCGCUCAAACACCAGGUCCUGACUCUCAAAACCCCACAGGCUCUGCAUCGGACCCCUUAGCCACUCUAGAUGGUCUAACACAAGAUGCCGCUGUUUCUGUGCAACGUGCGACGGAGGUAGACACAGACACAACGAAGCACGGGCACAUCCGUGGGGUGCAAGGAGCCGACUUCCCUGACAGCAGCCCCAACUCGCCGCCACCGCCCUUCAAGGAAGUGGGAACUCCCAUCGAGCCGACUCUUCUUACCCCAGAGCAGACCGAACGCGAGUCCCUGCGCGGGGAAUUCUUGAUGCGGGAGUUGAAGCAGCUGGAAGUACAUAUUGCGAAGGCAGAGAGUGGGACGGGGCGGGGAAGUCCAAGUGCAUUGAGUGUGGAGAGGCUGAAUGGGCUCAGGGAGAGGCUUGGGAUGGUCAGGGAGAGAGUCGAGAAGAGGGUUUAUGAAGAUUCCUCCAUCGAACUUGGAACCCCACACCAACUUACCCUUUCAGGUAUCGAUGGCCCGUCGGCCAUUGACCUUGUACAUACCGCCAUUGUAGAUCUGCUCCUGGAAACGCCCCAUGCAGAGCCAUUAACGGUUGUUGGAUAUAUCAACAAGCAGAAGAAGGCAGGCGGAAAGGCAGGUGAUUUGAAGAAUAUUGUUGUAGAUUGGGUGAAAGAGAACAAGUUCAAAGUCCGGAAUGACCCGGGGACGCCAUUUAUUCUGAAUAUCACAUUUUAAAUGUUCGUGUUACACGCCCAUUGAAUAUCGUGUCCACAGCGCUUUCACCACCGGUGCGUGUUGUGUUCACAACGACCCCCAUACAUGUUUUGUCUAUGUGGAUCUUAUCGCGAUUUAUGUCAAUUAUUCAACCGUGCAAGUACC
Messenger RNA from Suillus bovinus, 1660 nucleotides. RefSeq lists its product as uncharacterized. The coding region runs from base 272 to 1516 and encodes 414 amino acids. The transcript has 4 exons. The record is from RefSeq and is a predicted model, not a curated record. NCBI's taxonomy places the organism in Eukaryota, Fungi, Basidiomycota, Agaricomycetes, Boletales, Suillaceae.